AUGAAGAUUCUAUCACUUCUCUCAAUUGUUGGUCUGAGCUCCGCGGCAGCUCUUACAGCCAAAGCUGGAAGCUGCUGUAAUGUCGAAGGAAACAUGUUCCUCCUGAAUAUUGGUGACAGAGACCAAAUCGUCAUCAGCAAAUGGGGAAAAGACGGCACUGACUUAAUCGCCCAGUUGGGCCGCGACAGCUCUGUUGAUUUUGAAGACGCCCUCUUCUACAUCAACAAAGACAACAACCGUCUUAUCGUCCUUAAUGACUCCAACAAAUUCCAACCAUACAACGCCUACACAGACAGUCCAAAUGGCGGCGAGUUGAAAUUUACCUAUUAUAAUGACACUACCAGAUACUACUACUGGCCUGUUUUUGAUAUCAACUCAACUGGCAAUUUGACUGUCAAUGGCUCAAGCAAGGCUUUCAGUGUUUGCUAUUCCAAGAACUCUCACUCCACAAUCCAUAUCGGAUCAACCGCUGGCAAGAACUGCACAGCAAUUGAUGACCCUAUAGUAGCUCGCCUCACUUCCCAGCUCUGGAAUUAG
Talaromyces proteolyticus is the source of this 537-nucleotide messenger RNA. RefSeq lists its product as uncharacterized. The record is from RefSeq and is a predicted model, not a curated record. The coding region runs from base 1 to 537 and encodes 178 amino acids. NCBI's taxonomy places the organism in Eukaryota, Fungi, Ascomycota, Eurotiomycetes, Eurotiales, Trichocomaceae. The transcript is spliced from 2 exons.